AUGGCCUCCGGACACCGAAUGCCCGGAUGGCAUUUGGGAAUUAUGCUCAUUUUGGCAGCCUUCUGUCUGCUGACCUCAGCUGAAUCUAUGUUCCGGUUCAGGCGCCAAGCGACGGACAUUGCAGGUGAAGACAUUAGUUACGGUGGAGCUGACUCUGAAGAGACCGACCUACCUUCUGAAUAUAGCGUCAAGGGCCCUGGCCCCUACCUUCAAGGUCAGACCCUCCAAGGGCCCCGUGGCCCACCGGGAGAGGUUGGUCCUACUGGUGCCCAAGGUCCGCAGGGUCCACAGGGCCCCCCAGGUCCACAAGGUCCUCCCGGACCGCCCGGUAACGACGGUGCUCGGGGACCCCGCGGACCACCCGGUGAACCUGGUAUCGACGGUACAAACGGCGCUGAUGGCGAGCAGGGACCACCCGGCCCGCCCGGUCCAAUGGGUCCACCAGGUCCCAUGGGCAUCAUUGGAGCCACCGGAGUACAGGGUCCUCCCGGUCCUACGGGUCCCAAGGGUGAAAAAGGCUCUCCUGGUGCUGAUGGUCCAAUGGGUGAACGAGGCCCAGUUGGACCACGUGGUCCAGCUGGUCCCUCAGGUCCUCGAGGUCUAACCGGUCUCCCUGGUCCCCAGGGUCCGAUUGGUCCGGUUGGUCUCCAGGGGGCAGAUGGCACAAUGGGUCCCAUGGGUCCUCCCGGUCCUCGCGGUCCUCCUGGAUCCGUUGGAAUGACUGGUCCUGUCGGUCUCAAGGGCGACGCUGGAGAAAUAGGUCCUGUCGGUCCCAUUGGCGAAGCAGGUGAGGCUGGCGCUGACGGAGCUCCUGGUGCUCCCGGUGAGGCUGGAGAAAUGGGUCCCCCAGGUAAAGAUGGUGCCAUGGGUGGUAAGGGUGAGCAGGGUCCUCAGGGACCUGUUGGUGCUCCGGGUCUGGCCGGACCACGCGGUCCGCCUGGUCGAGCCGGUUUUCAGGGCACUCCGGGUCCUCGUGGUGAACAAGGUCCUCCCGGACCCCAGGGUCCAGCCGGCGCUCCCGGUCCCGCUGGCAGUAUUGGUGACGCAGGUGAACGCGGUCGUGUCGGUCGUCCCGGUGAUGCUGGAAAGCAAGGUCUUCGUGGACUUCUGGGUCCCACUGGCGAACGUGGUGACAUAGGUUCUCCCGGUGCCCCGGGCAUUCCUGGAACUCCGGGCAUUGAUGGUUCACCUGGUCAGCCUGGAAUAGCAGGUAAGGAUGGAGAACCCGGCCCUAUGGGUGCCCGUGGUCCCCCCGGACCCCCUGGUCCUCCAGGCAAGCCCGGUGAAGCUGGUCCUCGUGGCUAUCCCGGUUCGGCGGGUCGCGACGGUGCUCCAGGCCCUCGUGGUGACGUAGGCGAACGUGGGCCUGAUGGGAAGCCAGGCGAAGAGGGUCCUCCCGGACCUGAUGGUCUCACUGGCCAACAGGGACCGUCUGGACCCUCUGGUCCCUCUGGGCCUCGAGGAGAUCGUGGUCCAUCUGGUGAGCCUGGUGAUGCAGGCGAUAAGGGUGAAAAGGGUAGUCGUGGUCCCGUAGGUCCGCGCGGUAUCCGUGGGAAGCCAGGAGCUAUUGGCGUCGAGGGUCCCACUGGUCCAGAUGGUGAAGCCGGCCCGGAAGGUCCUACAGGACCUGCAGGACCCUCUGGACCUUCCGGACCUGCUGGAGGCCCUGGCAACAAAGGCCCCGCUGGUCGCGACGGUCAGGCUGGUGAGGCUGGCAAUGUUGGACCACCUGGACCGCCAGGACCACCUGGUGCGCCAGGGCACAUUGGGGAACGUGGAGAUCCCGGACCUCAGGGCUACCCCGGUCUACCCGGUGCUAAGGGCCCAAGCGGCAAAAUGGGACCGCAGGGUAACGUUGGACCUGCUGGAGUUCACGGACCACCUGGUGCGCGUGGUCUGCCUGGACCUCGUGGUAGGAAGGGACCGAGUGGAAAGCCGGGUCGUAAUGGUCCUCCAGGUCGUGAUGGCAACCGAGGUCCACCUGGUAUCCCUGGUGAAGAUGGUCCUCGUGGGGCGACUGUGGUUCAAACUGCUGGAAGGAUCCUCACUGGACCGCAAGGACCACCAGGAGACACUGGGUACACUGGCGCUCAGGGUCCCGUUGGUCCUAUUGGCGCUCCCGGUGAAAUGGGUCCUCCCGGUCCACCUGGAGCUAAUGGAGAAGAUGGCCCACCAGGUCCAGAAGGACCCCGUGGACGCGAUGGUAUUGAUGGGGCUCCUGGUCGACCGGGUGUACGCGGUCGCCCUGGGCCCCGUGGAAUUGAUGGACCGUCCGGUCCAGAUGGUCUUCCCGGUGAUGAUGGACCGAUAGGUCCCCGUGGACCCGACGGAGCCAUGGGAGCUACCGGUGAACGCGGUUCUGCUGGAGCUGAUGGAGCCCCCGGUGAGGAGGGUGCGAAGGGACCUGUUGGCCCUGCUGGCCCCAUCGGUUUCCGAGGCCCUUCUGGAAGCGCUGGCAAGGAUGGCAUCAAGGGUCCUGCCGGUGACCCCGGUCCUGAUGGUCCUAAGGGACCUACUGGUCCUGCCGGUUCUCUGGGAGUAGAUGGUCCACCCGGUCCCCAAGGCACACCGGGUCAAGCUGGUCGCACUGGUCCACAGGGUCGUAAAGGGCCUCCUGGCAAGCCUGGUGCACAGGGCAAGCCAGGCAUAAAGGGAAAGCAAGGAAAUGAGGGACCUCCUGGUCCCACCGGUCCACCCGGUCCUCCUGGACCUACUGGAGAGGCCGGCGAACCUGGUUCGAUCGGUGAUACCGGUCCUCAGGGCGUUCAAGGUCAGCCAGGUGAACGCGGUCCCCAGGGUCCUGAGGGAGAGGCUGGCCCACCAGGUCCUGAUGGUCCUCAGGGCGUCACUGGCCCCAUUGGUCCCACCGGUCCUGUAGGUGAUCGUGGAGAAUCUGGAGCUGAUGGACCUGAUGGACAGCCUGGAACGCCUGGCGAACCUGGUCCACGCGGCUACCCUGGUCGUAAUGGAAUCGACGGUCUUCCAGGUCGUCCUGGUAGACCUGGACCUACAGGCCACAAGGGAUGGAUGGGUCCCCCAGGCGACCCCGGGCCGAAGGGUCAACGGGGUUCCAAAGGACACACAGGGCCUAGAGGGCACCAAGGCCCAACAGGUCUUCCUGGAGAACAGGGCCCUCAAGGCUUUGAGGGGCCGAUGGGCGAGAUGGGAUAUCAAGGCGAACAAGGCCCGACCGGUCUCCCUGGACCACCUGGUCGCGAUGGGCCCCAAGGUCCACCAGGUCCAGUUGGUAACCAGGGCCCUCCUGGACCCCCCGGACCACCUGCCAUCACGUAUGACAUGGCCUUCAACGACGACACUGCCCAGGCUCAAUAUAUCGGAACCGAUAGUAUUGACAAACCCGAUGGCUCACGCAAACUUCCAGCGAGAACGUGCAAACAUCUGGCGCUGGUUAAUCCACACCUUCCUGACGGAUUCUACUGGAUUGACCCCAAUGCCGGUAGCAUCAAAGAUGCAAUCGAAGUCUACUGUCACAUUCGGAUGGGUGAGACCUGCGUGGCACCAAAGGCAGAUGACUUUGAAGUCAGGUCUUACUCAGAUAUCAAUAUCGGUGAAGAGCACUGGUUUCAUGAACUCCAGGGCAGUAAACUGUUUGAAUAUAAUGUGCCCGAAGAUCAGUUGGCCUUCCUGAAGAUGCUCAGUACAAAGGCCAACCAGAACGUGACGGUGGUGUGUCGUCAAUCUUCGCAAGAAGAGGCGCGCCUCAUGUCUGACAACGACCAUUAUUUCUUGCGCGAUGGAGAGCUCUUCCGCUACAACGUCCUGCGUGACGAAUGUCAGUACAUGAAGGACAGCUACGGCUACACCGUGAUGGAGGUGGUAAGCCGACCACAGCGGCUCCCAGUGCGUGACAUCUCUUUCCGCGACGUGGGCGGAUAUUCAAAGGAAGUGGGGGUGAGACUGAGCCCCGUGUGCUACGCUUAG
Molecule: messenger RNA, 3942 nt
Organism: Echinococcus granulosus
Lineage: Eukaryota; Metazoa; Platyhelminthes; Cestoda; Cyclophyllidea; Taeniidae
Product: Collagen alpha-2(I) chain
Exons: 12
Coding region: 1-3942 (1313 amino acids)
Molecular function (GO): extracellular matrix structural constituent
Source: RefSeq, a predicted model, not a curated record